Culicoides brevitarsis is the source of this 3848-nucleotide messenger RNA. Its product is annotated as erythroid differentiation-related factor 1. The coding region runs from base 99 to 3698 and encodes 1199 amino acids. NCBI's taxonomy places the organism in Eukaryota, Metazoa, Arthropoda, Insecta, Diptera, Ceratopogonidae. The transcript is spliced from 3 exons. Gene Ontology annotation, biological process: positive regulation of DNA-templated transcription. The record is from RefSeq and is a predicted model, not a curated record.
AUUUCAAGAACAUUCACGAAGCGGCGAGAAAGGUUACAUCAACUUUUGCCAAAAAAAAUAAAUUUUUAUGUCUUAAUAACAAUUAAAAAAUCUAUAAAAUGGAAGAAAACUCAGAAUCAAAGAACAAACGUGACUCACCAACUCGCGACAUGCUUGAACAUGAAACCAACAAAAAAGACAAAACGCCCAUCAAAUCCAACAGUUUAGUGAAAUUCGAGGCUUGUAAAGUUGCGAAUUUCUCCCGUUUGCAAUGUAAUACGGAUUUGAAUUUACCGCCGAGUAAUUGGUUGUGCAACGACGAUUACGGCUUGAAACAAGUAAUUUCGCAUUCCAAGGGCGUUUCGAGCUUCAAAAUGGCAAAUAUGUUCCAAGAGAUGUUUUCGGACGAUCCAAUUGGGGACAUUGACGUCAUUUCGGAUGCGGAAAAUAUCAAGAGGAUCCUAAAAUUGCCGUAUUCGGAGAAAAGUGUAAUUUCGAUGAUCGUUCAUCGUGUCAACAACACACUUUUGAUCGAUGAUUUCGAUAUUCAUAAAUAUUUUUUGAUGCAAGCGAGCGAAGAUUGGGAUUGGUUGCGGAAAUUUAUCGUGGAUCAUGUCGUAAAUAGCAUGAGCGAGAAGGAAAGGAGCGUUUUUCUCAAAAGUAAGGGCGCUUCGAGAGAUAUGCUUCAACGGAUGAACCUGAUGAGCAAAUUUUUGUACUACAGCGCGAAGCCAGAGGACGAAGACAGCACCGCGGAGAAGUCAGAAAACGAAAAAGAAGCCGAAGAACAAAUUAUGAAGGCAUUGCAGGAGCAACAACAUCAAACGCCGCUCUUGAAAGGUCCCAGAUUGCCCGAUCCAGCGACGGAGGAGCAUCUUCCACGCUCCCAGCAACAUAAUCGCAACGUAAUUUGGACUUUUGAAGACAUCCGAAUGCUAAUCGGGACAGAUUUGCCGAUUUUUGGCAACUCAAAUCGUCCUUGCAUCACUUUACGCUUGAGAGAUGCUCGUCAACCGAUCUCCGUUCUCACCGGAAUCGACUGCUGGCUCGACAAUUUGAUGUGUAACGUGCCCGAAGUCGUCAUGUGCUACCAUUUAGACGGCAUUGUGCAAAAAUACGAACUCAUCAAGACCGAAGACUUGCCUUAUUUGGAAGAUUCGCAAUUCUCGCCGCGUAUCAUUCGUAAUGUAGCGCAACAUAUUUUGUCCUUUUUGAAGUCGAAAGCAACGAAACCCGGACACACUUAUUGGUUGUUCAAGGGAAGGAAUGACGACGUCGUGAAACUUUAUGACUUGACGACACUUUGCAAGGGCGAGGCAGUCGAUAAAAAUCCCUUUACGACGCCAGUUGCGAUGUUACUGUAUUCGGUGGCGAAAAAUAUCAAAGAAAAAACGAUCACGAUGACGCCAAAGACGGCGGGUUGUAUUAAGAGUUUGUUGGAUAAUUGCAUCAAACUGUUGCCGAAGGAGAAAUAUCCGCAAAUUGUGACGUCGUCGCAUUAUAUGUUGUCGGAUUUGUUUGUGCCGUCGACUAUUGAUCCCAAGGCGCCGUGUUUUUAUGAUGAAAAACAGGCUGCUCAAGAAGACUCCGACACAAACACGGAAACCAGCUCCUUAUUCGACGAAGAAGUCGAAAGUGAUCCUGAAACUGACGAUGGCUCAUUCGACUUAAACCUGAACAAAAACUCAACUCUCGAACACGCCGCAAAAAGUCUCAAAGAAACCCUAAGCGACUACAACCAAAACGGCAACUCUAUGAAAAAAUUCAACGCCUCUCCGCCGCCUUUAUCCUCAACUGACGUCGUCGAACGCAGCACUUUAGCCUUAAAUCACUUGGCAUCCGGCUUAUCUUGCUUACAAUACUUUGACACUUCGGAAGAAGAAAAAGCCAAAGAACAAGAAAAACAAAAAAGAUUAUACGAAGAACAAAAUCCAAACUUGGCAAAUCCAUUUCAACCGAUCCCAAUGCCUUAUGAGACCUUGGAGACAGAAGAUUCAAGGAAAAAUUCGAGUAAAAAAGGCAAAAAAGGUGUCAAAAAGCAAAAUUCGGUCGAAGAAAAUGAUGAUUUGAACAAAUCUCUUCUCCCCUUGGCAGCUACGGAGAUAAUAAAAUGUUCGUGGAACACACAUCUCAAAUUAUUGCUGUUCGAAAAGGCUUGUCUCGUGUAUGUGACCAAAGCGGAACAUGCUUAUGCCAACGAAUGUUACGGAGUUUGCUUAAAAUUCAUCUAUGCAUCCAUCAAAUGUCAUCAACUGAUCAAAACUUACUUGCCCGAUAUCAAAACUGAGCGAAAAAAUUGGCUUUUGGGACGUGCGGGCGAUUGUUUCUACCAGUUUAGCAAAAAUUUGGACAAAUUCGAGACGCAAAUGGAAGGUUUCACGUCACAAAGUGAAACGGAUCGCUAUAUUCAGGAAGAAUUGUGCAAAGAUGCCGAAAUUGUCGAAGAAAAUUUACCAAAACCGAGUAAAAAUGUCGAAGAAUUGCUCCAAACGUCAUGUGCUUUUUACGAGGCGGCUUGCGGCGACGCUGAUCCCGAAACGCGACUCGAAUACCGAAGAAGAUUGGCAAGUGUCAACAACGAUUUGGGUAAUCGGUACAUGUCUUUGGCCCAAAUUGCCUUCGAUGACUACCUCAAAGCCCAAGAAGAGCUGAAAAAGGAAGAAAUUCUGCCGGAAACGACCAAAAAUCCUUCAGACGUCGUCGAAAUUCCGGUUUACAAAGCAUUUAUGAUGAAAUGUUACGAUGCCUUCAACAAGGGAAUCGUUUUGUUCGAAGAAGUUCAAGACAGUACGAAUUUAAUUCUCAUGUUAACCAACAUGGGACGCUUUUUCCGUCUCAGAUCGCACAUGCCGAUGCCCGGAGAAACCGCAAAUGACCCGAAUAUCACCCGAAAAUUCUAUAACGAAGCAUUUUCGUAUUAUCAAAGAGCUUUGGGGAUCGUUGGAAGUCGCAAAAAUAACCCAGAGUUGUGGGAAUUGAUCAGUUGGGAACUUUCGGGAGCAACUUUCAACUAUGCAAAGACGUUACAGGACUAUGGAUUGAUGGAUAAUCGCUUGUCGACGGAAGAAAUCGAACAUAGUGUCGUUGAAGCGCUCCAAAAAGCACUGAGAUUGUGUCAAACUGACACCGGAAGUACCAAACAAGUACUUUAUACCUUCCGUGCGGGACUCAUUCAUCAUCGCCUUGGCUCGUUAUAUCAUAAUUUCUGGCUUAAACGAGAAAAUUGUGAUGAAAAUAAGAAAAAAACGUAUCUCACGCUCUGUCGGAUGCAUUAUGAAAAGUCAGCAAAGAUUUUUCAAAGCCUCAAUGAAACGCGGGAAUUCAUGGAAGUCCAAUUGAAACGCGUUUCAGUCGCCGAAUCGCUCACAGAAGCAACGGCAAGUCCCACAGCUAAAAUUAAGCAUUUACUUGUGACGAUGGAUCUCUUGUACGAAUCUCAGCCGAUUUUGCAGAAAAUUGUCGAAUCGGAAAAUCUUGCGGAAGAUCUCCCAAAAAUGUUGGAAUUGUUUGAACAAAGACUCCAAAUUUGUUUGAGAACGUUGGCGAAGACUUACAGCAAUAUGAGCGGGAAAAAGGGAAAUGAAGCACAAGCAACGUUGUUUAAAUCGAUGUUCGGAAUGACUUUGAGACCUCCGGGCAAGCAAGAGACGAAAGAAUUGGCAUCGCACUUAAAUCAAGUUCUAGUUAAACUAGCGGAAAAGCAAAAAUCGUUGAAUUAAUUUAUUAUUUUGUUUAAUAAAAAGAGGAAAAAAAGGUGAUAAAUUCUUUCUAAAUGAAGUUUUUUUUAAUAAAAGUGAAGUUUUUAAGGUAAACAUUUAAAUUUUUGACAAUAGAUGGCGCUUUAUUGAACUAAUUUUUCAUUUUGAGCU